Messenger RNA from Cladocopium goreaui, 450 nucleotides. The record is from the annotation of a GenBank genome assembly. Lineage: Eukaryota; Dinophyceae; Suessiales; Symbiodiniaceae.
AUGGCCGACAUAGACCGAAUCCAAGAGCGGGGAUGGCAUGUCAAAUCCGUGACAAUUGUCAAAGAAUGUCAGGGAGGAGAAGGCAAAGGGAAAAUGCUACGCACGCCGAAUUUCGUAGUGAGCGGGUCGGUGAAGGAUCGAUGGGCCAAGGGCAAAGGCACCAAAGAAGAUUGGGAAGGUCUUUUGCAUAAAGCCCACAUCUUUGUGCUGAGAUCCUACUUGGCUCUGUCCGAGAGGGACCCGCAGAUCAGGUAUGUGGAGGAAGCCACUCGCGCCUUCAUUGAAGCCUGGGAACGUGGAAGUUUGGAAGACCCCAUCAUGACUCAGACAAUGUUGACGAAGGUACGAAGCCUCUUCAACAGCCACCUCCACAAGGCGUUUGCAUGCUUGGACUUCCAAAGUGUGGACGAUUUGCUGGCAGCAGUGCUGAGCUCGGUUGAGCUCAGUUGA